Molecule: messenger RNA, 1067 nt
Organism: Jaculus jaculus (lesser Egyptian jerboa)
Lineage: Eukaryota; Metazoa; Chordata; Mammalia; Rodentia; Dipodidae
Gene: Triap1
Product: TP53 regulated inhibitor of apoptosis 1
Exons: 2
Coding region: 11-280 (89 amino acids)
Source: RefSeq, a predicted model, not a curated record
CUCGAGAGUGAUGACAUCAGAGUGCGCCGCCUCCGCCUUCGCCCUCGCCAUGAACAGCGUCGGGGAGGCUUGCACUGACAUGAAGCGGGAGUACGACCAGUGUUUCAAUCGCUGGUUUGCCGAGAAGUUCCUGAAAGGGGACGGCUCUGGGGACCCGUGCACCGACCUCUUCAAGCGCUACCAGCAGUGUGUUCAGAAAGCAAUAAAGGAGAAAGAGAUUCCUAUUGAAGGACUGGAGUUCAUGGGCCAUGGCAAAGAUAAGCCUGAAAACUCUUCUUGACCCUGAAGAUGGAUUCCUCACAUUAGGAACAGAAAGGAGUCUGGAUUUUGUCAACAAAGGCUAUGAAGAUAGACGUGGAAUUUGAUGAGUUUGGGAUUUUUGUCUCUGCCUUCUGGAUUUUCCUGCUUCUAGAAGAUGAUGAACUGUCAUUCUUGCUUUGAGAUGAUUUCUCACUUGGAGAAAUGUGCUAAAACUGAACCAUUUCUUGGGAUUAUGGUUGCAAUACAUGGUCUGUAAUCAGCUUUAAACACGCCUUGUAUGUAAGUAAUGAUGAACUGGCCAAGGUGAUCUUGAUUUUUGCUGCAAAGGACCUUAGGUACACUCUAUGGGGGUCAUUGUCCAUGAAGGCAGUCGGUUAGGACCUCUUUUUCCUCUCAGGGAGCUAAUGCUCUUAAAAGGGGCGGGGCCCAGGCACUACGGUUCCAAUCAAUGGGGAGCACGGUUUUAUUUUUAUGUGGUAAUAGUUGAUUGUUGGUGGCCUGUGUUAGUGAAGGGGAGGAAGCUUUUAACAGUGCCUGCCUUAACCCGAGUUGGAUGACCAACUCAAGAGUUCACAGCAUGGCUAACAUUUACCAUGCUUGGUUGCCAAUGAAGAAGCACCUUCAUUACAAAGACCUGCUGCUGCCGGUUUUCAACUCAAGCUUAUCUGCACAUCAUUCAAAAGGAAAAAUGCUGCCUCUGGUCAGAUGCAGAUGUGGGAAAGGUGCUUGCUUUUAUCUGUCUACUGUGCCCUAUGUAAUAUCUGUAAUCAUGAAAAUGAAAUAAAUUGUAACAUUAGUUUUUAUUA